AUGGCGUCGACUACAACUUCUUACCCUCCAAACCCACCUCCUCAGCACGACCCUGCUUUCCAACCAAUUAACAAUAACUUCCACCCAGAACCUCACCGGGAAUAUCCUCCACGUGCUCGUGUGGAUUCCUGGCAUGAGUCUGCGCCGGGUCUCAGGAAUCUCGCAAAUGGCCCGGCUCCAUCAGAACCUAACUUACCUCCUCCAAUCCAUGCAAGACCACCAUCCCAUCCAACAAGUCGACGGCCGUCGUUGGCUAUAGAAACAGUUGCUUCGACCGAUAUCGACAAGCAGCCUCAAUCAGCACAACCAUAUUUAGGGACUGAGAAGCAACCUUCACCACAUGCACCUGCGGCGACGGGCCCACCUCCAAUGCAGCAUCGGCCUACGACUGUUCCGCCUAUGGUGACGGCAAAGCGAGAACAUAAUCUUCAACAUCUCCCACCCCAGACUGCACCAGCCUCGCCUUCUGCGCCUUUACAUUAUUCACAUCAUCAUCCUCAAUCUCUGCAACCUUCUCAACAGCCACACUCUCACGGCCCCCCGCCAACAUCGCACCCGCAAGGCGCCUUUGCACCUCUACAGCCCUUCCCUCCAACAGGCCCGCCUCCUGGCCCUCCACCCCAAAUGAUAGCUCCAGGACCACCUGCGGUUCAACCGCAAACUUACCAUCACCACUCCGCACCUCCUCACAUGACCCCUUAUCCUGGACCCCCGAAUAAUAGGAGACUCAGUGCGGCUACUGGUAUACCUGAAGCGGAUGAAAUGAGCCCAAUGACGGGUACUUUCCCCUACCACAUGGCAACCGGUACAACCUUUCCAGCGCGAAGGAAAGCUGUACGAGCGGCUCAGGCCUGUGAUGCAUGCCGGACACGAAAAGCAAAAUGUGAUGAAGGGAGACCUGCGUGCGCUUUUUGCAGAGAUAACAACACUCCUUGUGUGUAUAGAGAAGUCCCCCCGCCAAAACAAGACAGAACUAUGAUUCUGAUACAAGAACGGGUUUCAAACAUCGAAUCACUCAUCAUGAAGCAGCAGACCGAUGGAACAGUAGUGAAUUUAUUGAGGCGGAUAUUGGGAGCUGUCUCUUCGAAAACUGAAGAAGAUGCCCAAGGAAGGGAUCCCUCAGUAACACAUUCUCCAGAAGGUGCUGAAGCCCAAGACCCCGCUUUAUUGCAGCUCCAGGGUGACCGGGUCGUCCCUCAAACUGCAACGUAUCCUAUGCCAAUUCCCGCACCGCCAUCUCAGGUACAGACGCCAACCCACGCCCCAGCCAAUUUCGCCGUCCCAGCUGCAACCACGGGGAUAUCAGCACCAGCCGAUGAUCCUAAGGAAGAUGAUAACUUUAUAACAAUCCCUCAUAAACACAACACAGCAGCCCAUAAACUUUUGCGAUGGAAAUCCAUCAGGGAUUUGCUUGAUAAGAGGUACCCUGAUAAUUAUGUUAUGGACGAGGAGAUUAGACGAGGGUCGUUGAAAGUACGAGGAAGAGGGGAAGGUGACCCGGCUUUGGAUAUGGAUAUUCAAGAUGAUGGUCCCGACGAGGUACAGAAUGGCGAAUUCUAUCCGGGCCUCAAUGGUGUCCCUCUUCUUAAGGGUGCUGGUGGCAGAAUAGGAAGAGGUCAAAGAGAAACUCUACGGCUAGACCUGGAGACUUGCACUAGCCUCCUCCGUAGCUUUCUCGAUAACAUAUAUAUUAUGCAUCCCUUUUUGAACGACGAACCAUUAUCUCAAAUGGUCGAAAUCUUUUCACGAACUCACGGCGGUGUUGUGGAAUCGCUCCCAGAAGACCCAUCGUUGGUUCCGAUUCAGUCAAUCAGUCCUGAGAAUUCGUUUGCUUCGAUUGCUUCCUCAGCGAUGAUGGAUAGGAGCCAAUAUCCUGGGAUCAACCAAUUCCAGCAUCCGUCUUAUGCCGCCCCACCUCCGCCACCGCCUCAACAGACCAAAGCUGGGUCAAAAAGAAAACGGGAUUCGCAAGUUCAACCUGGCCCGCCUCCAUUUGCUCAAGGGGAGGCUCGAUCCUUUUAUCGCCAGGCUGCCCCGCAGACCUAUACGCCUCAACGAAUCCCGGCUACCCUUCAGUCAGCAAUUGUCCUACUCGUUCUUGCGCUGGGUUCUAUAGCGAAUCACAAGGCCCCGGUCCCAGGGCCAUUGCCUCCAAACCCUCCACCACCACAAGCCAAUAUCAACUAUGGGUUGCCUGAUCAAUUCCAACAACCUCCUCCUCCAAAUCAACAACCACAGGGAUACCAAUCUGUUGACGCAGGUUUGCAGAAUAUUGAUGUUAUUCCCGGCCUAGCAUAUUGCGAAAAGGCACUUCAUAUCCUAGCAUUGCACCAAGGACGAAGCGAAGUUGAAUAUGUUCAGGCUUCACUGCUUGCAGGGCUCUACUGGGGUCAGCUGGGACGUCCCAUGGACAGUUGGAAGUGGAUCUCAGCUGCGUGUAUGGCCUGCCAAAUUAUGAUCAAUCAACGAUUACCUCGCGAAGGCCAAAAUGACAUGCUCCGUGACACGAUGGUCCGAACUUUUUGGAGCUGCGUUCAGCUCGAAAGUGAUCUUCUUGCCGAACUUGAUGUCCCCAGAAGUGGUAUCACUAGGUUGGAAGGUUCCGAAAACCUACGAAUGACAUAUGGCAACAAGGUCGAUAACAAUCUUCAGAUGUGGCUCUAUUUUAUGGCGCAGUACCACAUCAGAAAGAUUUUGAACCAGGUUCAUUCAGAGCUUUAUAAAGUUUCAAGCGCGAACUCUCUGAAGACUGCUGGUAUCCUCAUGGAAGACCUUGAAGCAUGGCGAAGGACACUCCCUCCUCCACUUCAAUGGAAAGACAGCGACCCCCCUGCGGAGGACAUUAACGCAGCCCGUCUACGUGCUAAAUACUAUGGGGCAAAAUAUGUUAUCAAUCGGCCUUUUGUCGAACAUUUCAUUCACAACAGGACAUCCAAUACAAAUCCGGCAUUGAUAGCUCCUGGUGCCAUGACAUCACCAGCAAUGUCUUUGAGUUCACUAUCUCAAAGUUCUCCCCCGACAUCUGCUCACACGCCCAUCGGGCUCGACAACCGGCGGGGUAGCACGGUCACUGACGAAAUUAGAGAAAAGUUUCUUGACCCCUGUCGAACCUGCCUCGAGGCUGCAGUGAAGAGUACUUACGCAUUCCAUGGGUUCGAUGCGACCGAAAAUCGCCCUAUUCUUACCAAUAUAUUUGGUACUGCUCAUGCACAAUUUGGAAAUCUACUCGUACUACAGGCUGCUUACAAGCACCCUAAACUCAGAGAGUUUGUCAACAGGGCUACACUUGGUGAUCUUCUCGACAAGACUAUUCGAUUCCUUCAUACGCUAGCACCGAUUUCACCCUCCCUUGCUCUGGACGCACAAAUAUUGGAAGAUGCCUCCUCAAAAUUAGACUUUAUCCCCCAUGUAUAA
Molecule: messenger RNA, 3414 nt
Organism: Orbilia oligospora ATCC 24927
Lineage: Eukaryota; Fungi; Ascomycota; Orbiliomycetes; Orbiliales; Orbiliaceae
Exons: 7
Coding region: 1-3414 (1137 amino acids)
Biological process (GO): regulation of DNA-templated transcription
Molecular function (GO): zinc ion binding; DNA-binding transcription factor activity, RNA polymerase II-specific
Source: RefSeq, a predicted model, not a curated record